Ornithorhynchus anatinus (platypus) is the source of this 20808-nucleotide messenger RNA. It is a transcript of the gene OBSCN, whose product is annotated as obscurin, cytoskeletal calmodulin and titin-interacting RhoGEF. Lineage: Eukaryota; Metazoa; Chordata; Mammalia; Monotremata; Ornithorhynchidae. Gene Ontology annotation, molecular function: guanyl-nucleotide exchange factor activity; protein binding. The record is from RefSeq and is a predicted model, not a curated record. Bases 333 to 20102 code for a protein of 6589 amino acids. The transcript has 80 exons.
CAGCAGCAGCAGCAGCAGCAGGGACAACAGCGGAGACAGCGUCGGUGUCCCCUCUGGGCCGGUCCGGGAGAGAGUGCGAGAGGGCCCCAGCUCGCCGGCUGGCCUCCUGGUUGACUCCAGGAGAGAGGGGGGCCUAGAACUUCUCCGGGCCCCCCGCCCUCGGGGGGCUUUCUACGACCCCCUCUCUCCUGACCCCACCCUCUGCUUCCCAAAGGUCCCCCCCUUCUCCACCUCCCGCUGCUGCUCCUCCUCCUCCUCCGGGCCCCGGUGAAGACCCCCGGCGGCCCCCGGCCUCCCACCGAGCCCAGCAGACCCAACCCGAGGAAGCGGCGAUGAACUACGGCUCGUUCGGCGGGGCCCCCCGCUUUCUGACGCGGCCCAAGGCCUUCGUGGUGUCCGUGGGCAAGGACGCCACGCUCAGCUGCCAGAUCGUGGGCAACCCGGUCCCGCUGGUCAGCUGGGAGAAGGACCGGGCCCCGCUGGCGGCGGGCGGCCGGUUCCAGACGCUGGAGGAGGGCGAGCAGUACCGCCUGACCAUCCUGGACCUGACCCUGGAGGACAGCGGCCAGUACGUCUGCCGGGCCCGCAACUCCAUCGGCGAGGCCUUCGCCGCCGUCAGCCUGCGUGUGGGCUCCGACGCCGCCGUGACCCAGCUGGCCCCCUACUUCCUGCUCAAGCCCUCGUCCAUCCGGGUCAGCGAGGGCGAGGACGCCACCUUCCGCUGCUGCGUCCGGGGCAGCCCCCCGCUCGCCCUGCACUGGGACAAGGACGGCCGGCCCCUGGGCGGCCUCUCUCCCGACGCCCAGAGGGUCCGCGUCGAGUCCAACGCCCUGCACAUCCGGGCGGCCCGCCAGCAGGACGGGGGCACCUACACGGUCCGGGCGGAGAACCCGCUGGGCGCCGCCAGCGCCGCCGCCGACCUGGUGGUGGAGGAGGGCGGCGGCGGCGGGAGCCGGGCCGGCGGCCUGCUGUCCCACCUGCAGAAGCGGCGGGAGGAGAUGCGGCGGGAGGCCCCCGGCCCCCCGGCCCCGUCCCCGCCCGCCCCCGGCCGGACCUUCGCCGUGACCGAGGGCAAGCACGCCAAGCUGAGCUGCUUCGUGAGCGGCGAGCCCAAGCCCGAGACGGUGUGGAGGAAGGAUGGCCGGGAGUUGGCCGAGGGCCGGCGGCACCUGGCCUACGAGGACGAGCAGGGGAACUCGGUGCUCAAGGUCCUCUACUGCCGGCCGGAGGACGACGGCCUCUACACCUGCGCCGCCUCCAACCUGGUGGGGCAGACCUACAGCUCCGUGCGCCUCAUCGUCCGAGAGCCGCCGGUGCCCUUCAAGAAGAAGCUGGAGGACGUGGAGGUGCGGGAGAAGGAGUCGGCCACCUUCCAGUGCGAGGUGCCGCUGGCCGCCACGGAGGCCGCCUGGUUCAAGGAGGAGACGCGCCUCCGGCAGAGCUCCAAGUACCGCAUGGAGGAGGACGGCACCCUGCGGCGGCUCACCGUGCACAGCGUCACCACCGACGACGACGCCGUCUACGUCUGCGAGACGUACGAGGGCAGCCGGACCGUCGCCGAGCUCUCCGUCCGAGGUAACAUCACCAAGAAACUGCCACGCAGAACGGCGGUCCUGGCCGACGACACGGCCAUCUUCUGCGUGGACCUGGAGCGGGAGAGCCGCCACGUCCGCUGGCUGAAGAACCAGGAGGAAGUGACCCCCGACGACCGCGUCACCGUCACCGCCGCCGGCACGCGGCACACCCUGACCAUCCGCAGGUGCCUCCACGAGGACGCGGGCGAGAUCGCCUUCCUGGCCGACGACGACAGGACGACGACUCAGUUCACGGUGUCCACCCCACGGAAGCCCCCCGCCCACCCUCCCGGCCACCCCCUGGUGAGAGAUAAAACGGAAACCUCAGUGACCCUGACCUGGUCCCCGCCGGAGACGGAGCGGCCCGCGGCCGUCGAUGGCUACCUGGUGGAGCGCAAGGUGCUGUCGGGCCACACCUGGCAGCGGUGCCACGCGGCGGACCCGGUGCCCGGCCCCGAGCUCGUGGUCAGCGGCCCGGACGAGGAGGGCGACUACCAGUUCCGCGUCUGUGCCGUCAACAGCUUCGGCCGAAGUCCCUACCUCGAGUUCCCCGGCACCGUCCACCUCAAGCCUUCGGCGGCAUUCUCCAAGGAGGAGCCGGCUCGGCGCACGGUGAAGGCGGCGGCCACGGAGACGGUCACGCUGAGCUGCCGGGUGGCCCAGGCCCAGACGACGGUGCGGUGGUACAAGGACGGGAAAGCGCUGAGCUCCGGCCAGAGGGUGCGCGUGGAGGCCCAGGGCCGGGAGCGGAAGCUGGUGGUGCAGGGGGCCGGGCCGGCCGACGCCGGGGAGUACGCCUGCGAGGCGGGCGGACAGAGGCUCGCCUUCCGGCUGGACGUGGCAGAGCCCCCGGUGGUAUUUGCUGAAGAGGAGCCGACUCAGCGCACCGUGAAGGCGGCGGCCACGGAGACCAUCACGCUGAGCUGCCUGGUGGCCCAGGCCCAGACGACCGUGCAGUGGUACAAGGACGGGAAACCGCUGAGCUCCGGCCAGAGGGUGCGCGUGGAGGCCCAGGGCCGGGAGCGGAAGCUGGUGGUGCAGGGGGCCGGGCCGGCCGACGCCGGGGAGUACGCCUGCGAGGCGGGCGGACAGAGGCUCGCCUUCCGGCUGGACGUGGCAGAGGCCCCGGUGGUAUUUGCCAAGGAGGAGCCGGCGCAGCGCACGGUGAAGGCGGCGGCCACGGAGACGGCCACGCUGAGCUGCCGGGUGGCCCAGGCCCAGACGACGGUGCAGUGGUACAAGGACGGGAAACUGCUGAGCUCCGGCCAGAGGGUGCGCGUGGAGGCCCAGGGCCGGGACCGGAAGCUGGUGGUGCAGGGGGCCGGACCGGCCGACGCCGGGGAGUAUACCUGCGAGGCGGACGGACAGAAGCUCGCCUUCCGGCUGGACGUGGCAGAGGCCCCGGUCGCGUUCGCCAAGGAGGAGCCGGCGCGGCGCACGGUGAACGCGGCGGCCACGGAGACGGUCACCCUGAGCUGCCAGGUGGCCCAGGCUCAGACGACCGUGCAGUGGUACAAAGAUGGGAAACUGCUGAGCUCGAGCCAGAAGGUGCACGUGGAGGCCCAGGGCCGGGAGCGGAAGCUGGUGGUGCAGGGGGCCGGGCCGGCCGACGCCGGGGAGUACGCCUGCGAGGCGGGCGGACAGAGGAUCGCCUUCCAACUGGACGUGGCAGAGCCUCCGGUGGCAUUUGCCAAAGAGGAGCCGGCUCGGCGCACGGUGAAGGCGGCGGCCACGGAGACGGCCACGCUGAGCUGCCGGGUGGCCCAGGCCCAGACGACGGUGCAGUGGUACAAGGACGGGAAACCGCUGAGCUCCGGCCAGAGGGUGCGCGUGGAGGCCCAGGGCCGGGAGCGGAAGCUGGUGGUGCAGGGGGCCGGGCCGGCCGACGCCGGGGAGUACGCCUGCGAGGCGGGCGGACAGAGGCUCGCCUUCCAACUGGACGUUUCAGAACCCUCGUUGGCAUUUGCCAAAGAGGAGCCGGCUCAGCGCACAGUGAAGGUGGCAGCUAUGGAGAUGGCCACGCUGAGCUGCCGGGUGGCCCAGGACCAGACGGCCGUGCGGUGGUUCAAGGACGGGAAACCGCUGAGCUCCGGGCAGAGGGUGCGCGUGGAGGCCCAGGGCCGGGAGCGGAAGCUGGUGGUGCAGGGGGCCGGGCCGGCCGACGCCGGGGAGUACGCCUGCGAGGCGGGCGGACAGAGGCUCGCCUUCCGGCUGGACGUGACAGAGGCUCAAGUGGUAUUUGCCAAGGAGGAGCCGGCGCAGCGCACGGUGAAGGCGGCGGCCACAAAGACGGCCACGCUGAGCUGCCAGGUGGCCGAGGCCCAGACGACCGUACAGUGGUACAAGGACGGGAAAAUGCUGAGCUCCGGCCAGAGGGUGCGCGUGGAGGCCCAGGGCCGGGAGCGGAAGCUGGUGGUGCAGGGGGCCGGGCCGGCCGACGCCGGGGAGUACGCCUGCGAGGCGGGGGGACAGAGGCUCGCCUUCCAGUUGGACGUCUCAGAACCCCCAGUGGCAUUUGCCAAGGAGGAGCCGGCGCGGCGCACGGUGAAGGCGGCGGCCACGGAGACGGCCACGCUGAGCUGCCUGGUGGCCCAGGCCCAGACGACCGUGCGGUGGUACAAGGACGGGAAACCGCUGAGCUCCGGCCAGAGGGUGCGCGUGGAGGCCCAGGGCCGGGAGCGGAAGCUGGUGGUGCAGGGGGCCGGGCCGGCCGACGCCGGGGAGUACGCCUGCGAGGCGGACGGACAGAGACUCGCCUUCCGGCUGGACGUGGCAGAGCCCCCGGUGGUAUUUGCCAAGGAGGAGCCGGCUCAGCGCACGGUGAAGGCGGCGGCCACGGAGACGGCCACGCUGAGCUGCCGGGUGGCCCAGGCGCAGACGGCCGUGCAGUGGUACAAGGACGGGAAACUGCUGAGCUCCAGCCAGAGGGUGCACGUGGAGGCCCAGGGCCGGGACCGGAAGCUGGUGGUGCAGGGGGCCGGGCCGGCCGACGCCGGGGAGUACGCCUGCGAGGCGGACGGACAGAAGCUCGCCUUCCGGCUGGACGUGGCAGAGCCCCAGGUGGUAUUUGCCAAGGAAGAGCCGGCGCAGCGCACGGUGAAGGCGGCGGCCACGGAGACGGCCACGCUGAGCUGCCGGGUGGCCCAGGCCCAGACGGCCGUGCGGUGGUUCAAGGACGGGAAACCGCUGAGCUCCGGCCAGAGGGUGCGCGUGGAGGCCCAGGGCCGGGAGCGGAAGCUGGUGGUGCAGGGGGCCGGGCCGGCCGACGCCGGGGAGUACGCCUGCGAGGCGGGCGGACAGAGGCUCGCCUUCCGGCUGGACGUGGCAGAGGCCCCGGCGGUAUUUGCCGAGGAGGAGCCGGCACAGCGCACGAUGCAGGUGACGGCCACGGAGACGGCCACGCUGAGCUGCCGGGUGGCCCAGGCCCAGACGGCCGUGCGGUGGUUCAAGGACGGGAAACCGCUGAGCUCCGGCCAGAGGGUGCGCGUGGAGGCCCAGGGCCGGGAGCGGAAGCUGGUGGUGCAGGGGGCCGGGCCGGCCGACGCCGGGGAGUACGCCUGCGAGGCGGGCGGACAGAGGCUCGCCUUCCGGCUGGACGUGGCAGAGGCCCCGGCGGUAUUUGGCGAGGAGGAGCCGGCGCAGCGCACGGUGCAGGUGGCGGCCACGGAGACGGCCACGCUGAGCUGCCGGGUGGCCCAGGACCAGACGGCCGUGCGGUGGUUCAAGGACGGGAAAGCGCUGAGCUCCGGCCAGAGGGUGCGCGUGGAGGCCCAGGGCCGGGAGCGGAAGCUGGUGGUGCAGGGGGCCGGGCCGGCCGACGCCGGGGAGUACGCCUGCGAGGCGGGCGGACAGAGGCUCGCCUUCCGGCUGGACGUGGCAGAACCAGAAGCCAAAGCCCCCGAGCGUCCGGCCAGGCGCGAGCCCCUCGUGGUCCGAGAGCACGAGACCGUCGUCCUGUCCGCCGCCGUCACCUCGACCACCGCCUCUGUGGUCUGGCUCAAGGACGGGCUGGAGAUCCGGCGGAGCAAGAGGCACGAGAUGACGAGCGAGGGCUGCGUCCACACCCUGACCAUCAGGGGGGCGGGGUCCAAGGACACGGCCAUAUACACCUGCAAGGCCAACAGGGAGCGUGAGGAGUUCCUGGUGCAGGUCCAAGAGGUCCCAGUCAAGUUUGUCAAGCAGCUGGAGGUGGUCGGCGGGGAGGUGGGCGGCUCGGUGACCCUAUCGUGUGAGCUGAGCGGGGCGGAGGGCGCCGUGGUGUGGUACCGGGACGGCACGGAAGUCAGGGCCGGCAAGCGGUUCCAGAUGCGAGUGGACGGGGCCCGGCGCUCCCUCACCGUCUCGGGCCUGCGGGUGGAAGACGGAGGGGAGUAUUCCUGCCGGACCCGGGACGACAAGACCAGCGUCCGGCUCGCCCCCGCAGUGCCCCGCGUGGUGAGGUUCACGACGGAGCUGAGCCCCGUGGUGUCGGAGGAAGGGCGGGAGGCUACGUUCAAGUGUGUGGUGUGCCCCGACGAUGCCGCAGUCACCUGGCAGCGGAACGGCACCCCCCUCGAGGCCGGGGAGAAGUUUGUCGUCGUCCGGCAAGGCGCCAGCCACAGCCUGACCGUCACCAGCCUGACCCUGGCGGACGCCGGCGAGAUCGCGGCCGAGGCCGAAGGGGUGCGGACCCAAGCCGGCCUCAAGGUCCGAGAGGCGCCGGUGCUGUUCCGGAAGAAGCUGGAGGCUCAGACGGUGGAGGAGAAGGGCACGGCCGUCCUGGAGGCGGAGCUGACCAAGCCGUCCACGGAAGUUAAGUGGCUGCGCAACGGUGCCGUGCUGAGCCCCGGCCCGAAAGUGGAGGUGCAGGCCGAGGGCGCCCGCCACCGCCUGAUCAUCCGCGACCUCAGCUUCUCCGACCGCGGCUUCUACGUCUGCGAGACCCUUGACGACAAGACCCAGGCCAAGCUCAACGUGGAGAUGCGGCAGAUCCGGCUGGUGCGGGGGCUGCGGGCGGUGACGGUCCAGGAGGGGGACGCGGCCACGUUCGAGGUGGAACUGUCGCACGGGGACGUGGAGGGCAUCUGGACCAAAGACGGCCUGCGGCUCCAGCCCGGGGAGAACUGUCGCCUGUCCAGCCGUGGCCCCGCGCACACGCUCACCCUCUCCGGCCUCCGCCUGGAGGACACGGGCCAAGUCACCUUCCGGGCUGAGGGUGUCAACACGUCGGGGACGGUCACGGUGACCGAGUUGCCUGUGAAGAUCACCCAGCCCCUGCGGAGCAUCACUGUUACGGAGAAGGACAAGGUGACGUUCGAGUGUGAGCUGUCCAGAGAGAAUGUGGACGUCAAGUGGUUCAAGGAUGGCACGGAACAGCGGCCGGGGAAGAGGGUGGGCAUCUUUGCCCACGGCAGGAAGAGGACCCUCGUCAUCCACCACUGUGAGUUCUCAGACCAGGGCAACUUCGUGUGCGACGCCGGCGACGCCGAGACCGCGGCCAGCCUGCAGGUGACCGGCCGGAACAUCCGGAUCGUGAAGCCCCUGGAGGAUGUGGAAGUGAUGGAGAAGGAGAGCGCGGCCUUCAGCUGCGAGAUCUCGCACGACGAGGUGCAGGCGCAGUGGUUCAAGAACGACAGCAAGCUGAAGGCAGGAGAAAACAUAAAGAUGCGGCAGGACGGGAGAGCGUUCGCCCUGCUCUACCGCCAAGUCCAGGUCCAAGACGCCGCCGAGAUCAGAUUUGUGGCCGAAAACGCCGAGUCCCGAGCUCAGCUGCGAGUGAAAGAGCUCCCGGUGAAGAUCCUGAAGCCGCUGCGGGACAAGAUCGCCAUGGAGAAGCACCGCGGCGUGCUGGAGUGUCAGGUGUCUCGGGCCAGCGCCCGGGUCCGCUGGUACAAGCAGCGGACGGAGCUGCUCCCCGGGCCCAAGUACGAGAUGGUGAGCGACGGGCUGUUCCGCAAGCUGGUCAUCCAGAACGCCGAGCCGGCCGACGAGGACACCUACACCUGCGACGCCGGCGAUGCCCGAACCUCCGCCCAGUUCUUCGUCGAAGAGCAGUCCAUCGCCAUCGUGCGGGAGCUGCGGGACGUGGAGGUGAUGGAGCCGGCCCCGGCCUGGUUCGAGUGCGAGACCUCCAUCCCGUCCGUGCGCCCCCCCAAGUGGCUGCUGGGAAAGACGGUGCUGCAGGCGGGGCGGGACGUGGGCAUCGAACAGGACGGGACGGUGCACCGGCUGGCGCUGCGGAAGACCUGCUCCACCAUGAGCGGGCCCGUCCACUUCACCAUCGGCAAGUCCCGCUCCACGGCCCGCCUCCUCGUCACAGACAUCCCCAUGCUGCUGACCAGGAAGCUGGAGGACAAGCAUGUGAGGGAGCAGCAGUCGGUCAUCCUGUCGUGCGACUUCAAGCCGGCGCCCAAGGCCGUGCAGUGGUACAAGGACGAGACGCCCCUGGUGCCCUCGGACAAGUAUCGGAUGAACCUGGACAACCACAUGGCGGAACUGCGCAUCCUCCGCGCGGCCCCCGAGGACGCCGGCCUCUACCGCUGCCAGGCCGGGAACGCCCAGACCGGCGCCACGGUCACCGUGGAAGCGCGUGAGGUGACGGUCACCAGCCCCAUGGAGGCCGUGGAGGCGGUGGAGGAGGGCAGCGCGGCCUUCUCGUGCGAGCUGUCCGACGAGGACGAGGAGGUGGAGUGGUUCCUGAACGGGGUCCUGCUGUUCGACGACAGCUUCCACGAGCUCCGCCACACGGGCGGCCGCCACACCCUGCUGCUGAAGCGGGUGGCCCUGGCCGACGCCGGCACGGUGCUCCUCAAGUCGGGCAAGAUCUCCGAAUCGGCGCAGCUGACGGUGAAAGAGAAGCCGGCGAUGUUCCUGAAGCCCCUGGAGGACGUGAGCAGCCAGGAGCGGUGCACGCUGGCGCUGCAGUGCGAGGUGUCGCGGGCGUCGGUGCGGGCCGCCUGGCACAAGGACGGCGUGGAGCUGGGGCCCAGCGACAAGUACGACAUCCUGCACGCAGGCUGCACCCUGGGCCUGCUCGUGCACGACCUCGGCCGGGACGACGCCGGACUCUACUCCUGUGACAUCGGGUCCGACCGCACCCAGGCCCGGGUCGCCGUGCACGACCUGAACGUCGGCAUCACUAAACGCCUCAAGACCACGGAGGUCCAGGAGGGGGAGAGCUGCAGCUUCGAGUGCAUCCUCUCCCACGAGAGCGCCGGCGACGCCGGGGUGUGGACGGUCAACGGCCAGGACGUGGGCGGGUCCGGCCGCUUCCAGGCCUCGCGCCAGGGGCGGAAAUACACCCUGAGCAUCCGGGAUGCGGCCCUGGCCGACGGCGGCGAGGUGGUGUUCGCCGUGCGGGACCUCCGCUCCAAGGCUUCCCUCGUUGUCACAGAGAAGCCAGCGGCCUUCACCAAGCCCCUGGAGGACCGGACGGUGGUCGCCGGGGAAGACGUCCAGCUGAGCUGCGAGGUGUCCAGGCCCGAGGCGGACCUGCGCUGGUCCAAGGACGGCAAGGCCAUCCGCAAGAGCCUCAAGUAUGACCUGCGGAGCGAGGGCACCCGGGCCGUCUUGAUCAUCCACCGUGCCGGCCCCCAGGACGCGGGCCAUUACACGUGCCAGACCCCCACCGCCCGGACCACCGCCGCGCUCGGCGUGAAGGACCAGCCCAACCGCUUCACCAAGGAGCUGGCGGACCUGAAGGCGGAGGAGCGGGGCGUGGCAGUGCUGGAGUGCGAGACGGAGAGGCCCGCCCCGGCCGCAACCUGGCGCAAGGGCGACGCGGAGCUGCGGGUCUCGCGGAGGCACGUGCCCAGCCAGGCGGGCACCGUGCUCACGCUGACCAUCCGGGCGCUGGAUCAGAGCGACGGCGACACCUACACCUGCGACGUGGGGGACGCCCAGACCCGCGCCAACCUGGUGGUGCUCGCCCGGAAGGUCGUCAUCGGCGAGGGCCCAGAGGACGUGGAGGUGGGCGAAGGGGAGGCGGCUACGUUCCGGUGCCGCGUCUCCCCGGCCGACUUCGGCCCGGUACUGUGGGCCCUGGACGGGACCCCGCUCCUCGCCGACGGCCGUACUGACAUCCAGACCCGGCCGGACGGGUGCCACGUGCUGACCAUCCGGCAGCCCGGCAACUCGGGCACCGUCAGCGUCCGGGCGGGAGAGCAGCAGGCCGAGGCCCAUCUGGUGGUCAGAGGCGUGCGGCUGCAGUUCCAGGAGGGCCUGCGGGACGCGGCGGCGGAGGAGGGCGCGGCGGUCACCCUGCGCUGCCAGCUGAGCGCGGCCGCCGUCGCCGCGGCCGCCCCCGUGGAGUGGAGGAAGGGCGGCCGCCUGCUGGAGCCCGGCCCCAAGUACCAGCUGAGGCGGGACGGGGCCGUGGCUGAGCUGGUGAUCCGGGAGCUGGAUGCGCGGGACGCUGGGCGGUACAGCUGCGUCUGCGGGGACCAGGACACCACGGCCAACGUGGCCGUGACCGCCCCCGCCAGGCAUUUCACGGAGGAGCUGCGGGCCGCGGAGGCCCCGGAGAGGGGCUCGGCCACGCUGCGGUGCGAGCUGGCGCGGGCCGGGGCCCGGCUGGAGUGGCACAGGGAGCGGACGGUCCUGGCGCCCGGCCCCAAGUACGCCAUGCGGCAGGAGGGCCGGCGGGCCGAGCUGGUGGUCCGGGACCUGGAGCUGGGGGACGGCGGGCCUUACACCUGCGUGUGCGGGGACCAGACCUCCACGGCCGUCCUCACGGUCAAAGCCUCGCCGCUGGGCUUCCGUGAGGGGCUGCGGCGCCGGGAGGCCCCGGAGGGGAGCUCGGUCACGCUGCGCUGUGAGCUGACGCGGGCGGCGCCGGUCACCUGGAAGAAGGGGUCGCGGACCCUGAGGCCGGGCGGCCGCCUCCGGCUGCGGCAGGACGGCGCCCGGGCCGAGCUGCAGAUCGCCGACGUGGAGCCCGGCGACGCGGGAGACUACACCUGCCUCUGCGGGGACCAGAAGACCACGGCGCCGCUGGCCGUCAUCGCCUCGCCCGCCCUGUUCUGCGAGGAGCUGACGAGCCAGGAGGCGGAGGAGGGCGGCACGGUGACGCUGCGCUGCACGCUGACCAGGCCAGCCCCCGUCACGUGGAGCAGGGGCUCCGAGACCCUCCCCGCGGGGGCCAGGUUCAGGAUGAGGCAGGAGGGGGUCGUGGCCGAGCUGCGGGUCCGGGACCUGGGCCCGGGGGACUCCGGCCCCUACACCUGCGCGUGCGGCGGCCAGGAGACCACCGCCGUCCUGACCGUCCUCGCCCGGUCGGUGGCGUUCGCCCGGCCCCUGGAGGCGCAGGUGGUCCAGGAGGGGGCCACGGCCACUCUGCGCUGCGAGCUCUCGGCGCCGACCACCGCCGUGACCUGGAGCAAAGGCGGCCUGGAGCUGCGGGCGGGUGCCCGACACGAGAUGCGGCUGGUCGGGGCCGUGGCCGAGCUGCUGGUCCACGACCUGCGGCUGGACGACGCCGGCCCCUACAGCUGCGACGUGCCCGGGGGCCCCGGCACCACGGCCACCCUCACCGUCACAGCCCAGCCGGUGGUGUUCGAGAAGCCGCUGCAGCCCCAGGGCGUGGAGGAGGGCGGCUCGGCCGUCCUGCGUUGCGAGCUGAGCAAGGCCGGGGCGGCGGUGGAGUGGAGGAAGGGCGGCGUGCAGCUGUUCCCCUGCGCCAAGUAUGCCAUGCGGCUGGAGGGCCGGGUGGCCGAGCUGACCGUCAGGGACGCCGAGCAGGAGGACUCGGCCGAGUACACGUGCGACGCGGGAGACCGGCAGACCACCGCCACCCUGACCGUCAACGCCCCCAGGCCCAAGUUCAAGAAGCGCCUGCGGAGCGAGGAGACGGAGGAGGGGGGGACCACCGUACUGCGCUGCGAGAUGACCACGGCCCAGGCCGCCGUGCACUGGACCAAAGAGGGUGAGGUCCUCGCAUCCGGCUCCAAGUACGAGAUGAGGCGGCAGGGGACGGUCCAGGAGCUGGUGAUCCACCACGUGGAGCCCAAGGACACGGGCGAGUACGCCUGCGUCGCCGGUGACCAGAAGACCGCCGCCACGCUCAAGGUCAAAGAGCCAGAGGUGACGGUGGUGCGGGGCCUAGAGGACGUGGCGGUGAGCGCCGACGCGGACGUGGAGCUGUCCUGCGAGGUGUCCCACGCGAAUGCCCGCGACGUGGAGUGGCGCCUGCAGGGCCUGGCGCUCCAGAGCAACGAGGUGAACGAGAUCACGGUGGAGCAGGGCACGCGCCACGUCCUGCGCCUGCGUCGGGUCACGCCGGAGGACUCGGGCACUGUCGCUUUCCGGGUCGGACGACACACCUCCACCGCCCAGCUGACCGUCCGAGCCCCGGAGGUGAGCGUCGUGGUGGGGCUGCGGGACGUGCGUCUGAGCGAGGGGGAAGAUGCCCAGUUCACGUGCCGGCUGUCACGGGCGCCGGGGCCGGACGUGCAGUGGAGCCUGGGCGGGGUGCCCCUCCAGUCCAACGAGAUGAACGAGAUCUCCGUGCAGCAGCAGGGGACCGUCCACAUCCUCACCCUGAGGAAGGUCACCCCGGAGGACUCCGGCACGGUCAGCUUCCGCGCGGGGCCCAGCACCUCCGAGGCCCGGCUCAGCGUCGGCGCGGCGGCCGCCCCCCUGGCCUUCGUCCAGGCCCUGGAGGACCUGGAGGUGGAGGAGGGCGGGGCGGCCACCCUGCGCUGCCAACUCUCCCAGCCCGACCUGCCCGUGCGCUGGACCGGGGGCGUCGACGACGCCACCGUCGUGGCAGGCGAGAAGUUCCGCCUCAGCCGGGACGGGGCCGUCCACGAGCUGCGCAUCCUGGGCGUGGUGCCCGCCGACGCCGCCGAGUACACCUGCCACGCCGGAGACGUCAGCAGCAGCGCCCGGCUCCGCGUCAAAUCCCCGCCGGUGCAUUUCCGGGAAGUGCCGCAGGACGUGGAGGCGGCAGAGGAGGGCACGGCCGUCCUGAGCUGCCGGCUGUCCGGGCCCGGCGCCCCCGUGGAGUGGACGAAGGAGGGGCUGCCCCUGCGGCCCGGCGCCAAAUACGAGAUCCGCCAGGAGGGCGCCCGCGCCGAGCUGCUCAUCCACCACGUGGAGGCCGGGGACGGCGGCGUCUACACCUGCAGGGCCGGAGACCAACAGUGCACCGCCUCGGUCCACGUCCAAGAAGAGGAGGCGCAGAUAGCGCGUGGGCUGCAGCACGUGGACGUGUUUGCGGGCGAGGCGGCCACCUUCUCCUGCGAGCUGACCCGCCGGGGCGUGCGCGGGGCGCAGUGGUGGCUGGACGGCACGGCCCUCCAGGACGGGCCGCUGAGCCGCAUCUCGGUACAGGAAGGCCGUGUCCACUCCCUGACGCUCCACGGGCUGGGGCCCGAGGACUCGGGGAUGGUCACCUUCAAGGCCGGGGCCCUCCACUCUUCGGCUAAAUUGUUAAUCAAAGAUCCGGCCGUCGAGGUGGUCAGCGCCAUGCGGGAUCUGACGGUGGCGGAGGACGGCACGGCCGAGCUGAUCUGCCAGUACUCCCGGCCCGUGCGGGCCACGUGGAAGGUCAACGAGCGGGAGGUGGCCGCCGACGGAAAGCGCGUCAGGAUCGAGCAGGACUGGAACGUGGCCAGGCUGACCAUCAGCCCCGUGCUGCCCCGGGACGGCGGCCUCUAUUGCUGCGAAGCCGGCGGCACCAGGGUGCAGGCCACGCUCACGGUCCGGGCCCAGAACGCGGUGGUCCGGGCUCUGGAGGACGUGGAGGCCCCGGAGGGCGGCGAGGCGCUGUUCGAGUGCCUGCUGGCCCAGCCCGAGGUGUCCGGCCACAACUGGCUCAUGGACGGUCAGCCCCUCAGCACCGCCGCCGACGUGGAGAUGGUCUACUUCGAGGAAGGGCGCCGGCACGUGCUGCUGCUGAAGAACCUGGCCCCCCGGCCCCGCCGCGCCACCGUCACCUUCGCCGCCGGCCACGUCGCCUCGUCCGCCAGCCUGACCGUGAAAGGAUGGCGCCUGGAGUUGGUGCGGCCUCCGCGCGACGCAGAGGUCCGGGCCGGAGACAGCGCGACCUUCGGCUGCCAGCUCAGCGAGCCGGUGCCCGCCGGUGAGGUCACGUGGUACCUGAACGGGGCAGAGGUGCAGCCCGGCCCGGAUUGGGCGCUGACGGCAGACGGGCCCCGCUACACGCUGACCCUCAGGCGGGCCCAGGACCACCACGCUGGGGAGGUGACCUUCGCCGCCCGGGAGGCGGUGGCCACGGCCCGCCUCUCCGUCCUCGCCCCCAAAGGGCUCCCCGAGCCCCCCGAAGAGGCCGAGGUGGUGGACCAGACUGGCCGCUCGGUGACACUGUCCUGGACCCCGCCCGCCAGUACUGGCGGCGCCGCCCUGCUGGGCUACAGGGUGGAGAGGACGGUGGCGGGAAGCAGCUGGCAGCCGUGCCACGCCGACCUAGUCCGGGGUCCCGAAUUUACGGCCGAAGACCUGACGCCCGGCGAGGUCUACCGCUUCCGCGUCUCGGCCGUCACCGCCGCCGGAUCGGGCGAGCCCGUCCACCUGCCCCAGACCGUGAAGCUCGAGCCCCCGCAGCUGGCCGUCGGGGCCCCCGUGAGCCAGUCGGUGCAGGUCGGGGAGGAGGUGCGUCUGGCGUGCGAAGUGGGCAGCGAGAGCCAGGCGGUAGCCUGGCACCGGGGGCAGGAGUCCAUCCAGCCCGGCGGGCGCUUCCAGGUCGUCUCCCGGGGGGCGGCCCGGACGCUCAUCAUCCAGGGCUUCGCAGCCGAGGACCAGGGAACCUACACCUGCGCUCCUGUGGCCGGCGGGGCCCCGGCGGCCCCGGCCACCUUUGAAGUGGCACUGUCCCCGGCGGAGGAGGCCCCGACGGACGGCCAGCGGCAGCCCGGUCUGCCUCCGGAGGCGGCCCAGGAGGGCGACCUGCACCUGCUCUGGGAGGCCCUGGCCAAAAAACGCCGAAUGAGCCGCGAGCCGACGCUGGACUCCAUCAGCGAGCUGCCCGAGGAGGACGAGCGGCUGAGGCGGCAGCAGCGGGCCGGGGGGGCGCCCGCCCCGGACCUGUCCGAGGGCUACUCCACCACCGACGAGCUGGCCCGCUCCGGCGAGGCCGACUUCUCCCUGACCAGCUCCGACGACGAGUCGCGGGCCGGGACCCCCUCCCUCAUCACCUACCUCAAGAAGGCCGGGAAGGGCCGGGCGCCCCCCGAGGGGCCCCCGGCCGGGGAGGCCCCGGAAGACGCGUCGACGACGGACCAGGCGGCGGUCAGGAUCCAGGCGGCGUUCAAGGGCUACAAGGUGAGGAAGGAGAUGAGGCAGCAGGAGCGCCCCGCGUUCCGGGAGACGUUCCGGGACUUCCGGGGGCCGCCGGGGGCCGGCCUGCGCCUGGCCUGCGUGGUCCUGAGCAAGACGGAGGCCCGGGUCCGCUGGCUGAAGGACGGGGCCGAGCUGACGGCCGGGCCCCGCUGCCGCCUGGACCGCCUGGCCGACGGCACCUGCUCCUUGCACGUGGCCCGGCUCGAAGAGCGGGACGCCGGCCGCUACACCUGCGAGGCCUCCAACCGCUUCGGGCUGGUCAGCCACAGCGCCCGGGUGGCCGUGGCGGCGCCCGGAGCGGCCGGGUCCGAGAGCGAGGCCGAGAGCUCGUCCGGGAGCGAGGUGGACGACGCCAUCCGCCGGGCGGCGCGGCGGCUGCGCCGGCUGUUCCGCGCGGACGCGCCGGCGACCGACGAGGAGCCGUUCGUCAGCGCCGACGAGGGCGGCCCGGCGGGGGCCGCCGACCGCCGGACCUACCGCGAGGACGACGGCCACAUCUACCUGCGCUUCGAGUCCGCGGCCGAGGCCCACCAGGCAUCCGCCCGCUUCCGGGAGACGUUCGCCACCCUGGGCGUCCGCCUGGACCUGGACGUGCGGGAGCGGGGGCCGUCCGGCGCCGUGGAGGUGCGCAUCGCCAAGGUGGCCGCCCCCGCCGCCGCCGCCGCCCCUCGGGGCUCACCGCCCCCGACCUCCGAUACAGCCCCGGCCUUCGUGACGGAGCUGAGGAACCAGGAGGUGCAGGACGGCUACCCGGUCAGCUUCGACUGCGUGGUGGCGGGCAGCCCGGCCCCCAGCGUGCGCUGGUUCAAGGACGGGCGGCAGCUGGAGGAGGACGACCACUACAUGAUCAACGAGGACCAGCAGGGCUGCCACCAGCUCAUCAUCACCGCCGUGGUGCCCGCCGACAUGGGCGUGUACCGCUGCCUGGCCGAGAACAGCGUGGGCGUGGCCUCCACCAAGGCCGAGCUGCGGGUCGACCUGACGAGCACCGAAUACGACACGGCGGCGGACGCCACCGAGACCUCGUCCUAUUUCAGCGCCCAGGGCUACGUCUCCAGCCGCGAGCAGGAGGGCGUGGAGUCGACGGCCGAGGAGGGGCAGCUGCCCCAGGUCCUGGAGGAGCUCCGGGACGUCCUGGUGGCCCCCGGCACUCGCCUGGCCAAGUUCCAGCUCAAAGUGAAGGGGUUCCCGGCGCCCCGCCUGUCCUGGUUCAAGGACGGGCAGCCGCUCCGCCCCUCGGACCGGCUCCGCCCGAGCAGCAAGAAGACCCUGCACUGCCUGGAGGUCCUGAACGUCCGCCGAGAGGACGCCGGCGAGUACUCGGCCUACGUCCGCAACGCCGCGGGCUCCGCCUACUCGUCCGCACGGCUGCUCGUCCGGGGCCCCGAAGAACCGGAGGAGACAGCGGACAGAGACGCUCAGGAGCAGUCGGUGCCGCCCAGGUUCCUGGAGAGAUUCACCGAUAGGGAAGUCAAGGCGGGAUCCAGCAUCACCUUCUCCGUCAAGGUGGAAGGGCACCCACCCCCGACGGUCAACUGGCUGAAGGAAGAAGCCAACGAGGACGUCCAGUGGAUCGGGCCGGACACGCCGGGCUACAAGGUGGCCGGCUCCAACCUGCACCACAGCCUGGUCCUCCUCGACGUGGGCAGCCGGCACCGCGGCUCCUACACCUGCAUCGCCACCAACGAGGCCGGGCAGGCCGUCUGCUCCGCCAGGCUCAACGUCCUGGAAGGGCCGGAGCGCUUGGGAAGCGAGAAGGUGAAGGAAGCCUUGAUCUCCACGCUGCUCCAAGGGGCCAGCACCAUCUCGGUCCAGGCCUCGGGCACCUCUGCCGUGAAGGAUUCCGACGGACAAAAGCGAGGAGGGGGGUCCGCGGAGGCCACGGCCGGAAGCCACGUGUCCCUGGCGGCGGUCGGGACGGAGGAGUUCCUCCAGCGGCUCACCUCCCAGAUCACGGAGAUGGUAUCUGCCAAGAUCUCGCAGGCCACCCUGCAGAUCCCCGGCGGGGAGAGCGACGAAGAGUCCAAGACCCCCUCCGCCACCCCCCGGCACGGACGCUCCCGGCCCUCGUCCAGCGUCCACGAGUCCUCGUCCGAGUCCGAGGACGGGGACGCCAGGGGAGAGAUCUUCGACAUCUACACGGUGACCGCGGACCACCAGCCCUUGGGGGCGGAGCGCGACGCCAUCGCCCUGAAGGCAGGGCAGUACGUGGAGGUCCUGGACUCGGCCCACCCGCUCCGGUGGCUGGUGCGCACCAAGCCCACCAAGUCCGGCCCCUCCAGGCAGGGCUGGGUGUCCCCGGCGUACCUGGACAAGAGACUCAAGCUCGCGCCCGAGUGGGGGGCGCCCGAGGUCCCGGAAACGACCGGGGAGGCCGUCUCGGAAGACGAGUACAAGAAGAAGCUGAGCGGCAUCGUCCGGGAGCUGCUGAGCUCGGAGGAGGACUUCGUGAGCGACCUGCAGUUCCUGCAGAGGCACCACGUGCGGCGGCUGGAGGGCAGCCCCGCGGCCCCGGCCGCCGUCGCCAGCCAGAAGCACGUCAUCUUCAGGAACGUCGGCGACAUCGGACGCUUCCACUCGGAUCACUUCCUGCGGGAGCUGCGAGCGUGCGAAACGGACGACGACGUGGCCGCCUGCUUCAUCCGCAACGAGGCCGAGUUCGGCAAGUACAUCGAGUUCCUGGUGGGCCGGGUGCAGGCCGAGUCCGUGGUGGUCAGCAAGGCCGUGCAGGACUUCUACAAGACGCCGGGCGGGGCCGACCCCUCGCGGCCGCCGCCGCCGCCCCUGCAGCAUUACCUGGAGAGACCCGUCCUGCGCAUCCAACACUACCAGACCGUCCUCAAGGAGCUGAUCCGGAACAAGGCGAGGAACGGGCAGAACUGCGCCCUGCUGGAGCAGGCCUACGCCGUGGUCUCGGCCCUCUCGCAGAGAGCCGAGAACAGCCUGCACGUGUCGCUCAUGGAGAACUACCCCGGCACCCUGGAGGCCCUGGGAGAGCCCAUUCGCCAGGGCCAGUUCAUCGUGUGGGAGGGGGCGCCGGGGGCCAGGAUGCCCUGGAAAGGACACAAGCGGCACGUCUUCCUCUUCCCCAACCACCUGGUCAUCUGCAAGCCCAAGCGCGACUCCAAGACCGACGCCUACGGCUACGUCUUCCGAAACAUGAUGAAGCUCAGCAACGUGGACGUGAACGACCAGGUGGAGGGGGACGACCGGGCCUUCGAGGUCUGGCACGAGCGGGACGACUCGGUCCGCAAGUACCUGCUGCAGGCGCGCACGCUCAUCGUCAAGAACUCCUGGGUGAAGGAGAUCUGCGGCAUCCAGCAGCGUCUGGCGCUGCCCGUCUGGAGGGCCCCGGACUUCGAGGAAGAGCUGGCCGACUGCACGGCCGAGUUGGGCGAGACGGUCAAGCUGGCCUGCCGGGUGACUGGGACCCCGAAGCCCAUCAUCAGCUGGUACAAAGACGGGAAGCCCGUGGAGGUGGACCCUCACCACAUCGUCAUCGAGGACCCGGACGGCUCCUGCACCCUGAUCCUCGACAACCUGGCGGGCGUGGACUCGGGCCAGUACAUGUGCUUCGCGGCCAGCGCGGCCGGCAACGCCAGCUCCCUCGGGAAGAUCCUCGUCCAAGUACCCCCGAGGUUCGUGCACCAGCUCCGCAACGCCCUGCUGGUGGAGGGGGAGGACGCGCAGUUCACCUGUACCGUCGAGGGAGCCCCCGUCCCCCAGAUCCGGUGGUACAAGGACGGGGCCUUGCUGACCGAGAGCACCAAGCACCAGGCGUUCAGUGAACCGCGGAGCGGCGUGGCGGUGCUGGUGGUCACCGAGGCGGCCGAGGCCGACCUGGGGCGCUACGAGUGUGAGCUGGUGAACAGGCUCGGGUCGGCCCGGAGCGGAGCGGAGCUGUGCAGGCAGGGCGCGGUGCUGCCGGCCCAGGAGAGGAGGGGAGACCGGCGGGCCGUCACCGUAGAAGUCACCGAGCAAGACACUAAGGUGCCCAAGAAAACCAUCAUCAUAGAGGAGACCGUCACCACGGUGGUGAAGAGCCAGAGGGGAAGGCGGCGACCCUCGCCGGGCAAGUCUCCCUCCCGCUCCCCGAGGCCCGGCCCGCCCCCGUCGGCCCUCCGCUGCCCGCCCGGGGCUCGGCAGCCAAGCCCGAGACCCGAGCCCACGAGGGAGGCCGUGGUGCCCACGGUCCUGGUCACGCCGGUCGGGGAGCCCCAGGGCGUGGCGCCCGGGGCCCGGCAGACGCCCCGGUGGGUGGAAGUUGAGGAGAUCAUCGAGCUUCGAGUGAGCAAGUCCCCGGCCGGGUCCCGGAGCGCCUCGCCGUCCCGGCCGGAGAGGGACGGUCUGGGCUCGGGCGUGGUCACGCCCGCCGGGGCCCGGCGACCGCCCGAGGGGGACCCCAACACCAACAAUUCUAACAACAAGCUGGUGGGCCCCGGCGCCUGGCCCCCGGCCCCCGAGGGCCUCGCUGACCUCGACGGGAAGCUGGGAGAAGCCCCGGUGGACGACCCCGAGCCGGGGUGUCCCGCCACCGGCCUGGGCCCGCCCCUGGUCUUCCAGUUCGAGGUGGGCAGCGUCCGCCCGACCCCGGCGGGCCCCGGGACGGGUCCCGAGCCGGGAGAGGAGGAAGGCGGCGCCGGGGAGUCUUGUGGUCCGGGAUGGCCAGAAGUGGAGCGGGAAGACGGCCCAGCGGCGGAAGAGGGCGGCGAGAGUGAGGCGGCCGGGCCCCCGGGUCACCGCGACCCCAAGAUCCUGACGCACGGCGACGGCCAGGCGCUCACGCUGGCCGACCUCGAGGAUUACGUCCCCGGCGAGGGGGAGACCUUCGGCCGCGGGGACGGGGCGGCCGCCGCCGCCGUUCCCGAGGACCGGCCCCGUGAGAUCUCCGUGCUGCAGACCGAGGUGAACGAGGCCGCCGUCGGACGGCCCGUCUUGCUCAACGUGGGGCGGCCGAGGCCCCGGCCGGCCCCGACGGGCCGCCCCGGCCGGCCCCUCACCGGAGCCGCGUUCCCGGCGGAGGCCGGGGGGCCGGGCCACGUCUCCAUCCGUGUGAGCGGCCCGGGCCCCGGGGCGGGCCCGGCGGUCCAGACCCAGCUGUCCUUCCGCACCGGGGUCCGGCGCCCGGCGGACAGCGGCCGAACCAGCUUCAAGACAGAACUCUCCACCCAGACGGUCGGCUACGGGACGGUCGGCGAGACGGUCACCGUGCAACUCGACCCUGACGAGAGAGGCCCCGCCCAAAACUGAGGGCCGCAAGGGGCCACGGACGGACCAGGCGGGACGAAACAGGGCAGCGGAGGCGGGGACGGCGCACGUCAUUCCGGGCCGGGCCGGGCCGGGCCGGGGAAGGGACCUCCCGGGCCCAGGGGAGCCGAGGGGGCAGCAGCCAGUGGAGGGCCUCGGUCUGACCCCUUGGGACCUCAGCACCUCGCCUGUCCCUUGGGGACCAGCUUACCCAUCUCCCCGGUACCCGCCCCCCAGACCUCCUCCAUCGAGACACCCCGGAGCCAUCCAGAUGCUUGCCCGGCCCCCACCACGGACCGAUCCCCGCUCCGGGACGGCGUUCCCAGCUGGCCAUCGAACCGUCGGGGAGAAAGCACCGCAGACAUACCGAAUCCCCUCUUCUCCUAUGGCCACCGACCGGGUCACCCUGUGACGAGAUGGCCGCUUCCGCCCGUGGGCUCUGUGUGUGUGUGUGUGUGUGUGUGUGUGUGUGUGUAUCUCCCCACACUUGCGUACGUGCGUCCGACCCAGCUGGACAGCAGCUAGCCUGCCGCGGUCAGAGUCGGGCUACGGUAUCUGUGGUGAACUUGGGUCUGGUGGCCCCCGUCCCCCCUCUCCCACCGGCGUCGGGACUGCCGAGCCCAGCUGGGAAGCGGGGUCCGGGCCCACCUGCCCGGCGCGUGGGGGCGGCUGGGGGCGCGGGCCCGGCGGGCCCAGAGCGGGUAGGGGU